GUAAAAUAGAAGUCCUAGCUGGUUCCCGCCGAAUAUGUGGCGCGAGUUUCUUCUUUUCAAUUCAGCAGGUAGAUUCAUAUAGCCCGCACUCUCUGAGCUUCACUGUCUCCUCUAAAUUUUCGCCAAGCGCUGACCUGAGAGCUGCAGGGAUUAAUCAAUUUCAUGUUUUUCCAGUCAGAUCUGUGAGAUUCCAUCCCCGAUUUCUUAUACAGAUCUUUUCUGAUAUAGAAGUGUGGGCAACUUUUCAAGAGUUAGAGUGGUUGGACAAUGGAACUCAGAAAGAGCUCUAACUCGCACUUUAUCCAAACUAUAAAAAAGGGGUUUGUUGUAAAGACGUGCAAUGUUAAUUCCCGUAGAAAACCAGUUCUCAUUUUCAGAAAUAUGGAGGAGAUUCAUGCAGCUAAAGACCAUUCCACUCUCAGUUCCCCAGAAAAGUUUGUCAAGAGUGAUGACCAAUCUUCUUUGCCGCCGGUUGCUGACAGAACAUUAAGAGAGACUGACAGUGUAAAUAAUAAUGAAAUUAUUUCCUAUAGUAGUGAUGGUGAAAGUGAUUCAGAUGACUGCAUUCUUGUGGAUAUGACACUGAAGCAAGUAAAGGAGAGGUGCAGAUCCAGAAAAAGAAAACUUCUUAGUCUGUUUUAUACUGAUCCUGCUCGGGAAGUAUUUAAAUUCAAGUCAGAACAUAUGCUGGAUUCUGAUUUCAACAUGGAACUCAACGGGGAAUCAGCUUCUACACUUGCAAAUGUCAAAGAAGAAGUUGUUGAAGAAGAGUUUUCUAUUUGCCAAAAUACAAAUUCAGUUCCAAGUUUUCCCAUAGAAACACCCAUAUUAUUAGAUGAGGCGCACGAUCUUCAGUUUUCUGUGAACCAGCACGUAGAUUCUUUUAAUGAUUGCCCUUCCAUUAAAUGUGAUGAGGAAUGGAGGAUAUCCAGUGAAGUUUCAGAAAACAUAGAAGUUCAGGAAAGCAUGCCUAUCGUGUUUGCAGAGGAGCAAAAAUGUUGUACUCUAAAUGAUGUGUCCACAAAAGAUAACUUGCAAUGUGUUGAGGUAGAUAAUUCUACAGAUGAUCACCAAGCAGAUGAUAUUCAGAUGCCUGAAGAUGAAGUUCAGGAAGAAAUUUGUUCAAGUCAAGAAACUGGGUUUGCAUCUGGGGAUUUCGAGAUUAACUCAAGCUACGAUGAUGAUUUAACAUCUGCAGCAGACAGUACUGCAUCUUCUUUGACACUAAUUCCAGAUUGUUCCUUUGUUGAAACUGGAAAUACUUGUUUGAAUGCCCUUUCAGUACAAGGUGAGUCAUUAACACCGGAAGAAAAUAGCCCCCUGGAUAUUAUUGAAGAAUUAAAAGGUCCAACUAUUGAAACACAACCUUUACACCAAAACUCUUCUCUGCCGCAACAGCCUCCCCAGAGGUUCCCCUCUUUCCGUACGGCUAUUUCCCCAUCUUCCCAAGAAAGACUUUGUUUGGAAAUGAAAUCUGUGGAUUUGUUUGAUGAACUAGAGAAUGACAUAAAACCUCUAAUUGGGCAAGAAGACGUGUCCGGAUGCACCACAUAUGAAAAUUCCAAAUUAUCUUCUCCAGGUUGCCAACAGAAAGUUAUUAUAAGGCGCGAACAAAUCACAAGGAAAUUGAAGAGGAUCUGCCGAAAGGGUUUCCCACACAAAGCCAAUUCGGAUGGCCCACUUUUUUCUCGAUCUCUACCUCAACUUAGCACUGGUUCCACCUCCAUUGACAGCUGUUCCAAUAGUGCCGUAGCAUUUUCACAACGACAGAUGCAUGAUUUUGAGUUUCUUGCCAUGAAGCUCUUGGAUGAGUUAAAGUCGAUGCAAGGCGUGGUUGAAGAAAACUUGUUGUUUAAAGCUUAUCGCAGUAGUUGUUGUAAAAACGACGUGGAUAAGGUGAAAACUAGAAUAAAUAACACUAGGAAAGUUGAGGAGACAGCAAGAAAGUGGAUGUCCAUGAUGGCAAGGGACUGCACCCGCUUCUGUAAACUCAUGGGGAUGCAGAAAUCGAGUCAAGAUCAUUCCCCUUCUCCUGAGAGCACAGCCCAAAGGGAUAGGAAAAUUACUUUCGCUGAUGAAGCCGGUGGGAUGCUUUGUACUGUGAACUAUUUUGCUUAUGACGACAUUGCAAGCUCUCCGCAAUGUUUGCCUUGUGAAGAUGAAAAACAAGUUUUUGGGCAAUGCGAAGAGCUGGAGAAGCUGGAUUCUGACCUUUGAAAGUUUUUCACUUCUAUCUGAUCUGUGGGCAAUGCAAAAAGAGCUGGAGAAGUUGAGCAGAUAGUUUGCAUUCGGCUUGGUUAACAUAAUUGGGUCUUGUAGAUUUGAGGAAUACAAAUGUUCAAUUUUAAUAUCAUAGUGAUUUUGUUCCAAAGCGUUUUUUUCCUUCUUCUUGUUAGAUUUUUCAAAACUGCUGCAAUAAUGAGGAAAAGUUAAU
Cuscuta campestris is the source of this 2434-nucleotide messenger RNA. Lineage: Eukaryota; Viridiplantae; Streptophyta; Magnoliopsida; Solanales; Convolvulaceae. The record is from the annotation of a GenBank genome assembly.